Molecule: messenger RNA, 3490 nt
Organism: Perca flavescens (yellow perch)
Lineage: Eukaryota; Metazoa; Chordata; Actinopteri; Perciformes; Percidae
Gene: mrs2
Product: magnesium transporter MRS2
Exons: 12
Coding region: 1017-2435 (472 amino acids)
Biological process (GO): mitochondrial magnesium ion transmembrane transport
Cellular component (GO): mitochondrial inner membrane
Molecular function (GO): magnesium ion transmembrane transporter activity
Source: RefSeq, a predicted model, not a curated record
CACAGCUUGGCACGUGUCUGUGAUGAUGGGCAGUGUUUGAGAGGAAUAACUUGGCUAAGGAUCAGAACUAGACAGGUCACUGUACUGUGGCAACGCCUGUGGCCAGGGAGGACCUGAUGUCAUGUCCUGUAGCCUAGGUUUAGAAACCUAGGGUUAUUAUUUUGGCUGAUUCCAGUAUUUUCAAUGCGGCUUUAUUUAAAUAUAGGCCAACAAAAUAGAUAAUGGAUCUGUAUGUAUCCAUGAAUGUUAUUCCUGGCAUUCCUGGAUAGGGCUUUCAGACACCAUAGACCUUUAUGGGAGACGAAUGGUAGGCUAGAUAGCUAGCUAGCUAAACCUUUCAUGAUAAUGUCUUAUAAUGCUUCUUGGAAAUAACUAGGCUAUGUAUGUUGUAUUAUUAUAGGGAAAUAGAGACAACGUUUGAUUGAUGUAUUGUAUAUGGCUUUGACUCAUGACCUCCGUAAUUUUUUAAAACCUGGCUACCACUCCAAUAUUCCACUUGUGUUGGUCAACUUCUGUAGCUAGUCCAAGUGGUUGACUUUCUCAGAGACGAUCUUUGGCAGCCGGUCUUUGUCACCGCGGUGCAUUAUGGUCCUGUACAAGAAGACUCUUGCAUGUCCUCUUGUUUGCUAGUUGCUUCCAUCCUGCUAACUUACACAACAGUGUUUUGGGGACUAAAACAGAGCCUACUGUGUUGGUUGAGGAAAGUCUGUAGUUAGCGGCAGGUAACUGACCUGUGUUACUUGUGUCUUCUUUUACUGUCACACAUUUUAAAUGGAUAAUUAACUUAGAACACGGGCUAUUCCUGAUACUAGUAGUUGAGAUAACUAAGUUAGCAUUACUAACAUGCAGAGCUGCACAGCACUCUUGAAAACACUGUGAAGAAAGUUAGCUAAGACAACAUGCAGUAUGACUAGCAGUACUGGAGGCUACGUUAACCAAUAUUUUAUCACCACUUUCAUCUUCUUACGACACACUGCAUUCCCUUCUUUCUUUGCUUAUGUAGGCUGUGUGUGGAGAUGAAACUACACAGUGUGAUGCUGAUUGGCUAUAUGAACUGCACUAGGAUGUAUCUGCCAUUCGGUGGGAACUUUUAUCCAAAGCGCCUUUUUAGUUCUGUUAGUUCUUUUUCCUCAAGAAUGGGUGGGACUCAAACCCGUAUCCUUUGUGGUGCUCGCACAGUACUCUACCCACUGAAGUACACUGUGUCACUUGGAAACAGAGAACUGGGAUUGUACCGCAGGUGUUACAGUGGUGUUGGUUCAAGUGCACUUUGCAGUCAAACACUGCCGGUGUCCAGAUGUCAACCCAGAAGAUCUCAGUCUGCUGCGGUGAGAAAGGAGAACCUACUACAAGGAGCUGCAACAUGGCCUGUGUCAUUUAUCCGCCACAGAGUGACAGACGUUUCCAGUGUGCCUCCGGCUUUUGUAGUGAUGAGUUUCGACCAAGAGGGAAAUGUGACAUCAUUUGAGAAGAAGAAAACGGAGCUUUGCCAGGAGCUAAGUCUUCAAGCCAGAGAUCUUCGCUUCCAGCACAGUACCAGCCUCAUAGCUCGAAACAACUGCAUUAUCAUACGGAUGGAGACUUUGAAAGCCAUCUUGACUCCGCAGUCCCUGUUGGUGUUGGAUUUUCGCGGGUUUGGAUUGGAACGUUGGUUGGUACUAGAACUGGCGCCUCAGAUAGCAUCACAGUCACACACUCUGCCCUUCGAGUUCAGAGCACUGGAGGCCAUCCUUCAGCACAAGGUCAACACUCUACAAGCUCGGCUGAAUGAUGUUGAACCAGUAAUGUUGGACACAUUGGAAUCCCUGGUGGAUCCUAAAAUCCUUUCCGUUGAUAGAAGUAAACUACAUAUACUGCUGCAGAACAGCAAGAGCUUAUCAGAGUUGGAGACGGACAUUAAAGUCUUUAAAGAUACCUUGCUGAAGAUUUUGGAUGAGGACGAGAUCAUUGAAGAACUCUGUCUGACCAAGUGGACAGACCCAAGAGUUUUUGAGGAGAGCAGUUUAGGUAUUGACCACGCUGAGGAGAUGGAACUUUUAUUGGAGAAUUACUUGAUGCAGGCCGAGGAGCUGGGGAACAAGACCAGAGAGCUGAAAGGGCUGAUAGACGACUCAGAGAGUGUCAUCUUUAUCAAUUUGGACAGCCAUCGUAACGUGAUGAUGCGGCUGAAUCUGCAACUGGCAAUGGGUUCCUUCUCCCUUUCCUUAUUUGGUCUGAUAGGGGUGGCCUUUGGAAUGAAUUUGACAUCGUCCUUUGAAGAGGAUCCUCGUAUUUUCUGGCUGGUAACCGGCUUCAUGUUCUUGGGCAGCGGGCUGAUAUGGAGAAGACUGCUGUCAUUUCUGGGACGACAUCUAGAGCCUUCAGUACCCCCUCUAAUCCCUCAAGUUUGGAAGAGAAAUAUGAAAGCAUCAGACAUCAAGGCGGGAGUCAGAUGAUGUUCUACCACCGCUCUGUAAAAUGCCACAGACCUCCUACAGACUGUGCUGCUUCAGAGGCAAUUGCUUUACCAACCUGGACCUCCUAAAUUCUCUACAAGGGCUGGAAAUAUUCAUUUAGUAACACACCUCAUUGUUUUACACAGACCCAUGCAUACAGCAGAGGUUAAGACUACAUCCAACUGCCCGUAGACGUCCGUGUGUUAUGUGUGCUUCUGUGUCCCCGUCAUUAAAUUUCUCGUACUAUGUCGGGGUUAUUUCAGAUACCUGAUUAGAUGUCACGUCAUGCAGUGCGUGGUUGCUUGGGCGAGUGGCAGCAAUUGGAACUGAAACGGAUAAAAACCUAAUAUGAUAACCUCCUUACAUGUACUUGUAUGUUCCCUCAUUUAAUAGGUGAAAAGGUGUGUUGAAAUGAUUUGAAUCUUAUUUUUUAAAUGAAUGUGAACAAAAUGAAUGUGUAAAGUCUAUUUAAAGGUUCACAGUGUUAUUUACUCUAUGCUCAGUAUGUAAGUAAGAAUGUGCCUUUAUUAAGCUGAGUGGUUACAGCGUGCAACAGUGUAACAUCAGUUAGACAAUAAAGACUUCCAGAAACAUUUAUGACAUCAUCAUACAGAUCCUAAUCUGAUAUCUGAUGUGAUUGGCAACCUAGUCUGGCUUACCGGAUGUACAUUGCUGGGAUAAAGCCUGGUAUCACACGUUGGAUGUCCCUCUCCUUCCGCAAUUUCUGCUAUCUAUUUUGCAAGGGCACUGUCGCUGCAUCUAGGGUUUAGCGGCACAAGUCAGAGUGUUUUUUAUCCCUAUCCCCGAAUACUGUAGAUCAGCGGUGUAGCCAGACCAUACUCCAGCACUGACACAGCCCAUUGCCAGACUAUUGUAAAAAUAAUUGGUUAAAAGCAGUCACACAUGGGACACAUUUUCAGGCAUUUCAUCAAAUAUUCUUCAGUCUUUAAAAAAAACUAUUUGCCAUUUUAUUUUUGUAUUGUGUCUCCCUUUGUAACUGUAAGUAAGUCUCAAAAUGGUUGCCCAGAAAUUAAAGGGUCAUGAGGAACUUUCAA